CUACUUCCAAUCGUGUCCUUGCUCGAUUAAGGGGUAUAUCCGCUUAGUUCCUUGGGUUUCAUCAGCCGUUACCGAACCUUUCCUUUUCAUGACUCAGUGCGAUUGCUCGAAGUGUCUCCCAAAUAGAAACCUAUCGAACUAGAUCAUACUCGCCUUCGAAGCCUCCUAAGCCGACGCCACUCCACCCAAGGAUUGUCUUUCUCGGCCCAAUCGCGCUACUUUCGAUAAGUUGGGGUCGGUUUCUCAGGUCCUGCAUAGAAUCUCGGAAAUUUCGGAUCUUGGAUCCAGUGACCGCAACCUUUUCAUGAUGUCGCACGCCGGCUAUUCUACGUCCAAUCAAUUCGGCAACAUCAAUGACGGUGUUGACCCCUCCGAACUGACCAUGCACAACAACGGGUUCGUGCCCUAUUCUUUUGGUUCACAACAAACGAGCUUCAACUUCGGCAACUCCGGAAUCGAUACGGACGAGUUGCUCGACUUGGAGAUUAAUGGCCAGAAUGGGAUCCAGCGUCCUGAUAGUAUGAAUUUCCUCCAGGAUCAGCACUCGAGCGCUGGGAUCUCGAUGGGUCAUCCAAACCAGAUAUCCCAAAUGUAUUCGAACACGCCGGAUGGGGCGCCUAUGCAUAGUCCCUUCUUGCAUAACAGUUUCAAUUACGACCACUUCCGGGCCAUGAAUCAACAGCAACCGGGUGCACAUAUGCAAAGUGCCGGUUCUCAUUUCGAGCAGAACUACAUGAAUACCAAGGCACGACCCACCUUGCAAACCAUGGACCGUUCUGCGGAUGGACGUAGUCCGAUGACUCCCAAAACUCCUGCUUUGGGCGCACUGACCCUCGGAACUCCGGAGUCAGGAAGCUUUCCCACCGCUCAGCCCAUCCGGACCGGACUGCACCCCCGACACCAGAAGACUCUCUCAAACCAGUGGGACGGCACGCCGGGAAGCGCUCAUUCGUUUGGUGUUGAAUCCCCUAUCUCAUCUCCUCCUAAUCCCCACCACGUUGGUAUCUCCGAGAUUUUGAAAUCUGGCAAACAUGCCUCCUUGCCGGCCAAGGUUGAUACACACAUGCCCGGGACUGCCCAGGACUUAGAGUCGCAGGAAGCCAAGCGACGACGUCGGAGGGCCUCGCAUAAUCUGGUCGAGCGCCGCCGGCGUGACAACAUCAAUGAGCGUAUCCAGGAUCUUUCCCAUCUCGUUCCUCAACAUCGGCUCGAAGAUGAUAAGGUCCGGAAACAGCUUGUCAAUAAUACUGCCAUGUCUAGCACUGGAGCUAGCUCAAACGCAGCCACAUCCUUGUUGGCCGGUGGCAACGGUCGCCGUGCGGCAGGCAACAUUACCAUGGGUUUGCCGAUUGAGGAAAAGGAGAAGGGCCCGAAUAAGGGUGACAUCCUGAACGGUGCCGUUGGCUGGAUGCGGGACUUGAUGUGGUCGCUGCACGUGAAGCUUCAACAGGAAGCUGAACUUGCAGAGCUGAUUAGCAGCCUGGGGGGUACUUGGCCCUUUGAACAAACCGAGGAAGAGAAACGCAUGCGAACGGAGAUCCUUGAUGCGCUAGAGAAGAAUGACCCCAGUUCAUUUAGCUAUAGCCGGGCACCUGGCAGUGGGUUGCGAGUGCCAAAGCAUACAAACAUGGCUGGAGAUUCCAUCGCGUCCAAUGGCGGUUUGAGCCCACAGAAUCUGAGCCCCUCUUUCAACAGCGGCGCUAGUAGCAACAGCGGUGGGGCUGGUCAGGCACAGUAUUGGAGCAGCUCUGGCCACGCGGGCAUGAGCUUCAAGGAAGAAGACGAGUACGCAAUGGAGAUGAAUUAGACAUCUUUGAUGGCGUUGUUAUGCCCAUUUGGGCUUCUACGAAUGCAUGCCAUGCAUGACCUAUUGCAUACAAGGCGUCAAAUGGGAGGGAUGGAGCGAUCUGGCGUACGGAAGUCUUGACAUAACCCAGACUAAUUCUUUGGUUCACUUGCACCUGGUUGGCAUGAUAUUUUCCUCGCUUGACUUUCCCGUGGUGGAUUUUCUUGGUUUACUUGUUUUGCCCUCUAUCAAUCGUGUUAUCUUUUUAUCACCAAUUGUCUGUUGUUCUCUUAUAGCAGUACCCCCUUCCCCUUGUCUUCUCACACCUUGUUUUGCUUACCUUUUCUUAUGCUUCACGCUUGACUACAAACUCAGACCUAUCGCUUUUUCUCUGUCUUUCCUAAUCUUAUGCAUAAUGACGGACAAGAUCGAUUCUACAUUGCUUGAAUUUUC
Messenger RNA from Aspergillus alliaceus, 2239 nucleotides. Its product is annotated as basic helix-loop-helix domain-containing protein. The transcript is spliced from 3 exons. NCBI's taxonomy places the organism in Eukaryota, Fungi, Ascomycota, Eurotiomycetes, Eurotiales, Aspergillaceae. Bases 305 to 1807 code for a protein of 500 amino acids. The record is from RefSeq and is a predicted model, not a curated record. Gene Ontology annotation, biological process: regulation of transcription by RNA polymerase II. Gene Ontology annotation, molecular function: RNA polymerase II cis-regulatory region sequence-specific DNA binding; DNA-binding transcription factor activity, RNA polymerase II-specific; protein dimerization activity.